AUGUCCACCAUACACCAAGGCGAUGUGUUUGCACAAUAUGGCCGCAACCUUGCGAAGGAUAUGCACGGUUUUCUAGAGGCUCGCGCUGCGCCUGUCCAGUCGCUAGCUUCGAAAGCCAGUGCUGCAUGGAACCGGCACCACGCAACGCCGACUUUCGACACGCAGUCUCGGCAUGACGGUGUUAUCCCUGUCGGUAUCAUCGGCGGCGGGAUGGCUGGUCUGUAUGCUGGGCUCCAGUUGGCGCAGUGUGGUAUUCCAUUCCAGAUCUUGGAGGCUUCGGAUCGAGUGGGUGGGCGUUGUCUUACCUACAAGUUCGACGAGGGCGAUGAGUACGACUAUUUUGAUGUUGGGCCUAUGCGAUUCCCUCUUCCACCCAAGGGACAGACCGGCGCACAUACCCGCUUGAGAAAGCUAUUCGAUCUUCUCAAGAUAGACUUGUUCGACAACAUCAUCAGGACUGACCAGAGUCUACUCUACUACAACGGCAUCCAUGCGACCACCGGUGACAAGAACCCCAGCUUCAACGCUGAAGAGCUCGGAAUACCCAAAUGCUACGUCGACUGUGGUACCAAUGCCCUUUGGAGUGACUUUAUCAACCCUCUGGGCGAGCUGCUCCUGAAGGACGCGAAGACGGGUGGAGGCGAGGGUUGGGAGGAGAUGAAACGCGAUUACGAUCAGUACUCGGUGCGAGCGUAUUUGCAGUUCAAGUAUAUCCCGAGCAAGGGGUUGCAGAAACGGUUUGGGAUACCCGCCACUCCGCUUUCAGUCACUGUGGUUGAUUGGAUGGAGACGUAUCAGGGGUCUGGGCUGUUCGACCGGGGUGUCACGGAGACUGUGCUGGAGGCUUUGGCGUUUGGUGAAAUUGAGGCUGGUCCUCAGCCUGAAUGGCAUUGUAUAGAUGGUGGCGCUUCAGUUCUGCCCAAAGCGUGUCUGCUCAAGAUCAAGAAGUGGGCGAAGAAUAUCGAGGGCAUGCCUUCCGAGGUCUUUAUUAAGAACUCGCCCGUCACCGCAAUCUAUCCUUCCGACCUGAAGGACAAGAAAUCGCCGCUUGUGGUUGUGACCUCGGGAGGGAAGAAGCAUAGCUAUUCGCAUGUCAUCUCCACGGUGCCCCUUCCCAACUUUGCGCGUAUUGAUACUUCCACGCUCGACAUCAGCCUUCGGCAGGCUCACGCCAUUCGGUCUCUGGGGUAUACGCCGGCCACCAAGGUCGGGAUUCUGUUCAAGACGGCGUGGUGGAAGGAGCAUAAGCAGGUUGGCGGGCAGUCGCACACUGACCUGCCUAUUCGCACCAUCGUCUAUCCUUCGUAUGGACAAGGCCAAUCGUCUAGAGUUUUGAUUGCUUCGUACUGCUGGACCAACGAUGCCAACAAGCUUGGAAACUUGAUCGACACUGGGGCGGAUGAUGUACUCAAAGAAGUCGUACUCAGGAACUUGGCGACGAUCCAUCAAGUUGAUGUCAAGGUUCUGGAGGAACAGUUUGUUGAGAUGCAUGCGUUUAAUUGGAAUCAUAAUGCUUGGGGUGGAGGUGCCUAUGGUUCCUUUGGUCCCGGACAGUAUGCCCAUAUCUAUGGCGCUCUUAACGCUCCUGCAGCAGAUGGUCGACUUCAGUGGGCAGGCGAGAUCCUGAGCGUUCGCCAUGGGUGGAUUGAAGGGGCAUUGGACAGUGCAUGGGCGGCAGUGGUCAGAUAUCUCUAUCUCUCCAAUGCGAGCCCCGACUCUCUUCACGGUUUCUACGAUACCUGGGACAUCAAUUGGGAGUGGCAUGAUGCAAGCCCUGCUGAAGAUCCGAAGCGAGUUGAACGCCGUACCAGCAGUACCAAGGGCAAAUCCAGGACGUCGAGGGCAUUGGGGAAUGUGUGGGCUGACAUGAAGAAAUCUUUGUCGCCUGGGGCGGGGAAUACCUCGAACUUGUCCAAGGUGCCGUGUGAGGACAUUCGAAAGUCUAACGCCGGUGGGACAGAUACCUCAAAGGUUCCGAGGAUACCUCAUUCAGAGAAUCUCCUCCUUCGCCAUAUCCUACUCCACACACCGGAUCUACUUGCCACCCGCAAUUGA
Coprinopsis cinerea okayama7#130 is the source of this 2055-nucleotide messenger RNA. Its product is annotated as amine oxidase. NCBI's taxonomy places the organism in Eukaryota, Fungi, Basidiomycota, Agaricomycetes, Agaricales, Psathyrellaceae. The record is from RefSeq and is a predicted model, not a curated record. The transcript has 5 exons. The coding region runs from base 1 to 2055 and encodes 684 amino acids. Gene Ontology annotation, molecular function: L-amino-acid oxidase activity; polyamine oxidase activity. Gene Ontology annotation, biological process: amino acid catabolic process.